UUGGAUUGGUUCGGUUCCGCUGAAGCUAGUCCUUUGUCUCUAUUUGCUUCGGUGUAGGGACAAAUAAAUUUUGUAGCUGAGUCAAGUUCUUGGAUCAAUGGAAGUUGGGUUUAGAACCUUAACUCUGAUGUUGUUUUGUUAGUUUUUUAUGCAGGUUCUCUUAGUGACGAUUAUGAAGAGUUGUAUUUUACCUUGUUUGAGGUUGCCCCUAAACCAAACUCAAUGGAUUCUUUUGUUUGGAGGCGAGAUGUUGAGGACCAUUCUGUUAAAUCCGCACAUUUCAGGUUGUCUUCCAUCCCAGUUAUGGAUGAAGGUUAUCACUUGGAGUUGGAUUGUUAUUUUGCUCUAAAGUUUGUUUGGAAAUCGCUUGUGCCAAGUAAGAUUCAAAUCUUUGGUUGGAGACUGCAUUUUAGUAAGCUCCAAACUAAGGAUGCUCUAGUUCAUCGAGGUGUCUUUAUAGGUGCUCAUGAUUUGGUAUGCCCCUUCUGCCUUAGACAAGAAGAAUCACAUUCCCACCUUUUCCUUUUAUGCCCGAUUUCUAUGCGUGUUUGGUAUCUAACUAGAGCUUGGUUAGGUUUGGGAGGUGUACCUCAAUGUGAUUCUCUCCUAGACCAUUUGUUAGCUUGGAACAUCAUCUUGAAAGGUCGUAUAAAAAAGAACUUGUGCCUUCUUUUUUGGGUUUCUGUUUCUUGGGCAACUUGGUUAAGAAGAAACCAUAUUAUUUUUAAGGAUGGUCUUAAAGAGGCGAAGGAUGUUUUCUCUUUAGUUAAGUCUCUUGUUUGGGAGUGGUUCGGGGAAACUUGUAAAUUCAAUGUUAUAGCUGACUUUAGUGUUUGGGCUUCCAUAUCAGUUUCAUGUAUCGUGUAGGUUUUUG
Messenger RNA from Lathyrus oleraceus (garden pea), 874 nucleotides. RefSeq lists its product as uncharacterized. Lineage: Eukaryota; Viridiplantae; Streptophyta; Magnoliopsida; Fabales; Fabaceae. The transcript has a single exon. Bases 223 to 867 code for a protein of 214 amino acids. The record is from RefSeq and is a predicted model, not a curated record.